Messenger RNA from Hydractinia symbiolongicarpus, 1127 nucleotides. Its product is annotated as vesicle transport protein SEC20-like. NCBI's taxonomy places the organism in Eukaryota, Metazoa, Cnidaria, Hydrozoa, Anthoathecata, Hydractiniidae. The record is from RefSeq and is a predicted model, not a curated record. Gene Ontology annotation, cellular component: SNARE complex; endoplasmic reticulum. The transcript has 2 exons. Gene Ontology annotation, biological process: retrograde vesicle-mediated transport, Golgi to endoplasmic reticulum. The coding region runs from base 54 to 833 and encodes 259 amino acids. Gene Ontology annotation, molecular function: SNAP receptor activity.
UUCCACCAUUUAACUAGAAAUGACGUAAUUUAUUUUCGUUGUUAAUAAUCAGGAUGCCUCUGUGCGUAAAUAAGGAAUCUGGAUCCUUUUAUCCAUUUGUAAUGACGGCAAAAAUUAAAAUGGCAACCAAAGAUGUAGUUGCAAAGGGAAAGGUACCCGUGGAAAUAGACAUUGAGAAUAAGAAACUUUCAAGAUUAGAAGUGGAGUUUCAAGAAGUAUUGCAAAUAUUAGAAAAUACUUGUGACAGUCAUGAUGAAUUCGAUAACACCAUUAGCUUGGCAAGAACAAAGAUUUCUAACCUAAAAACCACGUUUUCUAAGUUUGAGGACAGUACUGGCGAGUUUGAAGAUGAAGAUUGCUAUUUCGAAAGUAUAGAGCCUUUAAUCAAAACUCAUAGAACCAUUAUAAAAUCUUUACAAAUUUCGUUUCAAAAGUCUUGUAUAAAUGGCCAAAAACGAGUGACAAGCAUUGAAAAAGACAGAUUGCUUAGCGAUGUAAAUAGAGGAGAAGAAACCAACCUACGCAAAAGAAAGCUAGAUAAAACCGAAAUGGCAAAUAAAUCUGCUGAAAUAACAAGAAAUUUGAUAAAUAUUGCACAAAUGAUGGACACUCAACUCAAACAGGGUGAAGAAAGUAAUUUGGUACUUGAAGGUUCUUCACAAAAGAUUAAAGAGACACAGGAAGAAUUCAAGGGCUUGACUGGCUUUAUAAACGUUUCACGUAAACUCCUUAAUAAAUACAGCAGAAGAGAAUUAACAGAUACCUUGCUGCUGUUUUUUGGCCUAAUUUUAUUCUUUGCUACAGUGUUGUAUAUUAUAUCUAAGAGGAUUUGAGAAUAUUUUGCAAUAAUUUAUAAUAAUCCUUAAUGCAGGAAAUUAGCACGAUUAGGGACGCACGUAUGUAACACGAAGAAAAUUAUUAGGAGUUAAAAAAAAACAACAAGCAAAAUGUGCAUAAAAUGAAUGUGCAUUACUAAAGGUUUAAAAAGUGCAUUAAGUAAACACGAAGUUGUGAUUACGAAAGAAAAAAUUAUAUUUUUGGCGAAAUAAUAAACUUAUUUUAUUUUAUCGCAUAGGUCAUUAGGGGAAAUAAGAUUUGUUAAAGAUACCGUUUCAGAAAUAUGCAGA